Molecule: messenger RNA, 1991 nt
Organism: Gracilinanus agilis (Agile Gracile Mouse Opossum)
Lineage: Eukaryota; Metazoa; Chordata; Mammalia; Didelphimorphia; Didelphidae
Gene: AMMECR1L
Product: AMMECR1 like
Exons: 8
Coding region: 352-1284 (310 amino acids)
Source: RefSeq, a predicted model, not a curated record
CCGUCGCCGCCUCCGCCUCCUCCUCCUUUUCCUCCCCCCUUCCUCCUCCUCUUUCUCCGGCCUGGCCCGGCCCGACGCUCUUCACUCCGACUGGAGGGCCCGCUUCUCUCGGGAGCCCCCACCCAGGCGCAUGGCUCCAUGAAGCGGGAGGAGGAGGCGGCACAGCGCGAGAAGUCCCGGCUGCUUCAGGGACGGGAAAAAAGGUACAGAAAGCAGGAAUGGAACUGGAAAAAGGAAAAUUCAUUGCAGAUUCAAAAUAGGUCCCCCCCUCUGCUGUAACUGCCCCUCUGGCCAUAUACAUUUUCUGAUUUCAGGUUCUGCAGCAUUCCAGACCUCAAGCACUGAAUCAGGAUGGGAAAAAGACGCUGUGUUCCUCCACUAGAGCCCAAGUUGGCAGCAGGCUGUUGUGGGGUAAAGAAGCCCAAAUUAUCAGGAAGUGGAACACACAGUCACGGGAACCAGUCAACAACUGUACCUGGCUCUAGUUCAGGUCCUCUUCAGAACCACCAGCAUGUGGAUGGGAGCAAUGGAAGGGAGAAUGUGUCUGACUUAACUCUGGGGCCUGGAAAUUCCCCAAUUACUCGAAUGAAUCCCACUUCGGGAGCUCUGAGCCCACUUUCCCGGCCCAAUGGAACUGCCAAUACCACCAAGAAUCUGGUGGUGACAGCGGAAAUGUGCUGCUACUGCUUUGAUGUCCUCUAUUGUCACCUCUAUGGCUUCCCCCAGCCACGACUUCCUAGAUUCACCAAUGACCCCUACCCACUCUUUGUGACAUGGAAGACGGGGAGAGACAAACGGCUUCGUGGCUGCAUUGGAACCUUCUCAGCCAUGAAUCUUCAUUCAGGACUCAGGGAAUACACAUUAACCAGUGCACUUAAGGACAGCCGAUUUCCCCCCCUGACCCGCGAGGAGCUGCCUAAACUUUUCUGCUCUGUCUCCCUCCUUACUAACUUUGAAGAUGCCAGUGAUUACCUGGACUGGGAGGUAGGGGUACAUGGGAUUCGAAUUGAGUUCAUUAAUGAAAAAGGUGUUAAAAGGACAGCCACAUAUUUACCUGAGGUCGCUAAGGAACAAGACUGGGAUCAGAUCCAGACGAUAGACUCCUUGCUCAGGAAAGGCGGCUUUAAGGCUCCAAUUACCAAUGAAUUUAGAAAAACAAUUAAACUCACCAGGUACCGCAGCGAGAAAGUGACAAUCAGUUAUGCAGAGUAUAUUGCUUCUCGUCAACCUUGUUUCCAGAAUGGCACUCUUCAUGCCCCGCCCCUCUACAAUCAUUACUCCUGACACGCGGCUGCAUGACCAGUCCCAUCCCCCCGUGGCCGCCAGUGGCUACGACAUCAUUGGAGCAGACGCCUCCUCUUCCUGGUCCAGUUACUUCUAUUACUGCACCAUUUUAUGAUGCUAGCUUCCGUUGCCGAGUCUGCCUUCCAGCUGACGGGGGGGAUUGCACUGAGCGAGACAGAACUUCAGGGGCCCAAGCCUUAUCUCAGCCAUUCCUCAAAAUGGGGUUCAGUUGGAUUGGGGCUCCUCCACGACUAGGAAUUACUGUGUGAGGUGCAGAAGACCCUUAGGCAUGCAAGCGCCACUUCAAAUUGCUGUAUUGUGUCAGCCACACACUGGAAGCUGGAAUUGUUGAUUUAUGAAAGCCCCCCCUCCCCCAACCUUCUUCCCUCUUCUCUCCUUCCCACUUCCCUUUACCUACCCCAGAUCAAGUAGGAGCGUUCCCCUGGCAGUCUGGGCAACGGAGUCCGACAAGAAACAUUUUUAGGUUAUUUUAAAUUCAUUUUUUUAAAUCUCUGGUUUGGUGUGUACCAAGAGUUGAUUGCAGCUCCCAGGCACCACAGGUGGACAUCAUGUUAGGGUUAAAUUGUUGGGCACCAUGAGUCCUUUCAGGCUCCUGUACAGAGACCAUUCAAACAUCUGAAAGCCCUUUGGAUGGUACAUUACAGAUCUCACCAUUGCUAAAUAAACCCUGAACGUUUUAACUCUCA